AUGGAUGCAGAACAAACUGCACAAAGUAAUUUUAUUGUUACAAUUACACUUUUAAUUUAUUAUUCAUUAUAUGCUAGCCCGUUCUAUAUCUCCUGCUGUGUUUCGGAACGAUUUCGCAAGCAAUUAGUUUAUGUACUUGUCAAUAUUUGGCUUAAUCGAUGGCGACAAUGGAUAAAUAGAUUAAACAACAGUCAAAUUGGACCGAAUAUAGAAAUGCGAGACAAUGAACAUUUAAAUAGAAUAAGAAAAGAUUUAGUUGAAUUUGAUUCAAUUCGUUAA
This is a messenger RNA of Adineta steineri, 279 nucleotides long. The record is from the annotation of a GenBank genome assembly. NCBI's taxonomy places the organism in Eukaryota, Metazoa, Rotifera, Eurotatoria, Adinetida, Adinetidae.